GUUUCCUCAGCUCCCAAGUUACUACGCAAGUUACUAAGAUCUCUAAUUUUAGCAUAUGCCGCUGCUUCUCUUCUGCUUUAAUGGAAAGUGGACUCGAUGUGGCGCAGAGAGGCUGUAUGUUUUGGCAUUCAGUCCUAAGCUCAGUUUUGAUUGGUUAACAAUAUAACAAUCCAGGUCUCCGAAAACAUCGUCCUCAGUGCUAGUAGUGUCAACCCUGCUCACCAGUUGCAUUUCAGACGUAGAUUUUUGGCAAGAAGAUUAUUAUUAUAAAUAUUGUAUGGGCCUUUUACGACAUAUGUCCAGUAGGGCUGGGAUAAUUUUCGGAAUACAUCGUGAUUCUCUCUCGAAUUGAGCUUACUUUUUAACAGGAGAUGGCGCUCUAGGCUAGUUUUUAACUGCAUGCUCAAAUGCUCAUGAAGAAGAGAUUAAUGUAAAUAGCACUCUGCAAACAUCCUUGUAGUUUGCUUCUACCUUUUCGAACUUUAUGAAUGAUUAUUUUAGGUUUUAGUGGUGUGUGUAAGGAACUGGAAGCAAGCAGAGUACGGCUGUUUCUAAAGCACGCAGCGCCAUCUGCUGUUAAAAACUAAGCUCAGAAUCGUUUUGAGAGAGAAUCGCGAUGCAUUCGGAAAAUCUCAGAAUUGAUCUAGAAUAAUUUCUCGAUUCGCGAUGCAUCGAUUUAUUGUCCCAGCCCUAAUGUCCAGAAAUUGACAAUUUGUCCAGUUCUGUACAUACGGGAUACGAGUUUGGCAAUUCAGUCUACUGUAGUUUGCCACCCGGGUCUCUACAGUCCACCAUACUCUCUUGAGUGGGUAUUUAUUUUGAAUAAGCCACUGAAAUGUAAUCUGAACAUACUACAUUUGUCAUGUUGUCAUUAUCAUGUGACCUACCAGACUCGGUUGUUUCGCUUUACUGCCAUUCACAAAUCCUCUCCCGUGGCCUCAUGGGAUAGUAAAGUGUUUAAAGUCUACAGUUUCAGAGUAGCUUUCCCAACACUGCUGAUUUUUCAGACCUGGUCUCAUUACGGUCUAUAGGUUAUUUAUUUAUUUUAUUUUUUUCCAAUUUCCAAACACAUAAUGCUUCAGAUCUCCAGUUACAGACUUCUGUGUGCUGUUAUUAUUAGAUAAUUAUAUUUUGUGGGAGCCUACGAGUCAUUUCUCCCACUUCCCACACACAUAUUAGUAUCAUCUCUCCUGCAUCCGCACUCAGAAAUUCAGAACUUGUUUUGCAUGGCUCUCUGCUGCGUCCCGUGGAUUGCAGAUAAAUACCUUAAUGCAUGUUGUUUUUAAACUUUGCUAAUUUAAAACAUGAUCAAAAUAUUUUCAAUUUGAACAGCAUAGCAUAGCCUAGAAAGUGACUCCUAAUUCUAAACAGUUUCUCAAUAUAAAACAAUAGGCCUAUAAAAUCCCUAACAGAGCCAGACGAAAAAGUCACAGUAAUUUAGUUUUGGCCUUUAUUCAUAAAACCGUAAAAAGCAAAAUGACGGGAUUGAGACCACAAGCGGGAACUCGAUAAUGUUAGAGCGCUAAACAAGAGGCUAUAAUAAGGUUUAGAAAUUUAAUGUUUAGGUUAAAAUAUAAAUGUGAAAAUAAUAAUAGUAAUUUAACAAAUGAAAAUGAAUCAAUGUCUUUUAGGCAGGCUCUUGAGACGGCAGAGGAAAAGGCACUAGAGGGCGCUUUAGCAUCUAUUUGUACAGUAUGACGCAAAACACUGGAAAUUAAAUUUUGCAUUUUUACAUAUUAAAAAACAAGUUGUAUAUCAUUUAUAUGUUAUGUUAUUUUUUAACAAAAUAGUAAUCUUGCAUAAAGAAAAUUAGUGUGUAUCUGCUAAUUCUAUUCAUCAGUGUUAAAAUAAAAAAACAAAGAAACUGCAUUUUCCAUAUUUAAUUUCUGUUUUAAAAAAGGAAAAAGGAAUGGACGCAAAAGUACACGGAUCGUCACAGUGAACUAAAGACACAUGACACCAGUGCAAGAAUGGCUCUAGACAACAUAACAACAACGUUUAAUAAAACAGAGUGUCCAUCAAUCGAUGACUUCCGUAACCAAAUCUACUCUACUGUAUACUCUGUCAUCACCGUUUUCGGCCUGAUGGGCAACGGCUUUGCACUGUACGUGCUCCUUCGUACCUACCGUCAGACCUCAGCCUUCCACAUCUACAUGCUCAACCUGGCCGUAUCAGACCUGCUGUGUGUCAGCACUCUGCCCCUGCGGGUGCUCUACUACAUCAACAAAGGCCAGUGGAACCUGGGAGACUUUCUCUGCCGGGUGAGUUCCUACGCGCUGUACGUGAACCUCUACUGCAGUGUCUUCUUCAUGAUGGCUAUGAGUUUCACCCGCUUCCUAGCAAUCGUGUUCCCCGUGCAGAACCUGAGGCUAGCCACUGAGAAGAAGGCAUGGAUCGUAUGCGUGGGCAUUUGGGUCUUCAUUUGCACCACCAGCUCACCCUUCCUCCUCUCUGGUCAGCAUACUGAUCCAAAGACAAACAAAACCAAGUGUUUUGAACCACCAGAAAGGUCUGGCAGCCUAGAAAAGCUAGUCAUGCUGAAUUACUUUUCCCUGGUGGUGGGUUUUAUUAUUCCCUUCCUGGUCAUCUUGCUGUGUUACGCAGGCAUCUUGCGCACUCUACUCAGAAACAGUAACGGUGUGAACAAGCAGCGUUACACGCGUAACAAGGCCAUCCGGAUGAUCGUUGUGGUGAUGCUGGCUUUCUUGGUCAGUUUUAUGCCCUAUCAUAUCCAACGCACGCUGCAUCUCCACUUUAAAACCCGUAAAGAUACUACCUGCGAGGAGGUCAUCUAUAUGCAGAAGUCUGUGGUCAUCACCCUCUGCCUGGCUGCUGCCAACUCGUGCUUUGACCCGAUGCUCUACUUUUUCUCUGGAGAGAACUUUCGACACCGCCUCUCCACCUUCCGCAGGGCUUCUGGAAACAUGUCUUUAACUCACAAAGGCCGCCAUGCUCUCCGAAGCUCCCCGCCUGUGGAGGAGAGUGAACUUCAGUGCUGUAAUGGUUCAGACAAAGUUGGGUAGAGGGAAUGAAAAUGAAGGAGCAGGAGUAGAUUUCAAAGAAAAAGAAAGCUUAUUCUUCAAAAUAGUAUUAAUGAUAAUAAUAGUAAUUAGAGAUUCCUAUGUACUACAUUCCAGUAUUAAGACUGAAAAUCUCCUCUAGAUAUUGUGCAUGACUUAGAUUAAUAUACAUUUCAAGAAAUAUGGGAAUAUAUUUGCUGUUAAAAACAUAUACUUGGGAUAUAACGUUUUUCAAAAUGCUGAUAACUGAACCCCCAGUAAGUGGUUAUUGGAUGUGUUUUGGUAUUCAUUAUUUAACAACAUAAAAGAACACUUUAUAUAUAAACAGAGUGCUUAAUAUAAAUAUAUAAAGAUUCUGCAUACAAUGUGUAUUGAUUGUGAAAUAUGUUCUUAUGACAGCGUUUUGGGAUGUAUCAAUGUAAAUGCAUAUUUUACUGUAAAUAAUGUAUUUUGAAAACAAAUGUAGGACCUUAGAGCAAAUCAGGUAGAGAUGACAUCAAAACCGUACAGAAAAAGAGCAAGAAGAAAAAUUCAACUGGAAUCAAUCCAGAGACCCGGCCAGUCUGAGCUAACUAGUCCUCUUCCAUGGACGAUCGUAUAACUAGGAAAAGCCCCUCUAACGUUGUUAACUUUAGGCAGUUAACCCAAGACAAAUGGGUCCGAAGAUGGUACAUUUAAAGGCUUUAUCGGAAUGUAUUUGAUUUGUUCAUGCUUGCUUGUAGUCUGUGAUGAUGAGAUUUUUUUGUGAGUUUUUUGUCGUAGGUUUGUAUUUUUUUUUUAAACAUUUCAAGGUGUCACCAACUGUGUUGUUUAUUUUUUCUCAGUGCAUAUUUUAUUGUUAAUUUGUCUUUAUAAUGAGUGUGUUGAAGGUCUGUGCUUAUUGUUUUCUUCCCUCUUCCCAACCUUUGGUGUGGACGACCAGUGAUAAAACAAUCAUGACACUUCAGGACAGAGGGCUGUUAUUCCCUCCCAACAGAACUAAAAUGUUUCACUCACUCGUUGUUCAUGCCAUUAUGUGUAACUGUCGAAUAGUUUAAUAUGUGGUGUUUGGUGUAGUAUGUGUGAUUGUUAAUUCAUUUCCCAAAUAUUAAUAUUAAUCAAUUCUGCGUAAAACGUAGCCUAUUGUAUUCUCAUUAAAAAAAUUGUGACUACAUUAUACACUGCAAUAGCAGAAAAAU
This is a messenger RNA of Megalobrama amblycephala (Wuchang bream), 4198 nucleotides long. RefSeq names its product cysteinyl leukotriene receptor 1 (gene cysltr1). Bases 1971 to 3023 code for a protein of 350 amino acids. Gene Ontology annotation, molecular function: leukotriene receptor activity. Gene Ontology annotation, biological process: G protein-coupled receptor signaling pathway. The transcript has 2 exons. Gene Ontology annotation, cellular component: plasma membrane. The record is from RefSeq and is a predicted model, not a curated record. NCBI's taxonomy places the organism in Eukaryota, Metazoa, Chordata, Actinopteri, Cypriniformes, Xenocyprididae.